GUCUAUCGCGCAAAAAGUGGGUGUAACUGCAGUCACAACACAACACAACAAACCAAACCAAAAUCUGCUUUUAACUUUGUAUACUGCCAAAUUGCUGGUGUCCUCGUUUAACGCUGAUAAUUGCAGCAUUCAUCUCAAAACAAUGGCUGAGGAAGAUGAGCUGACUUUGCCGAGAGCAUCAAUCAACAAAAUAAUCAAAGAGAUCAUUCCUAACAUUAGAGUAGCUCAAGACUCAAGAGAGUUGAUUUUAAAUUGCUGCACCGAGUUUAUACACCUCAUAUCAUCAGAAGCAAAUGAAAUUUGCAAUCAAAACCAAAAGAAAACAAUCAAUGCUGAGCACGUUUUGCAAGCACUAGACAAACUUGGAUUUGGUGACUACAGACAUCCUGCAGAGACUGUUUUAAAAGAAUGUAAGUCAGUGGCUGCAAAGCGGCGUAGGCAGAGCACUCGUUUAGAAAAUCUGGGAAUACCUGAAGAUGAACUUUUGAGACAGCAACAAGCUCUGUUUGCAAAGGCGAGGGAGGAACAGGCUGCAGUCGACGUUGCACAGUGGCAGGAAGUCCAGGCGGCAGCUGCGCAACAAAGCUCGUCUUUUGUAACUGAAAGUUUGGACAAGGAUGAUGAUGACGAUGAUGAUUACUGCUAGAAUUCAAUUAAAGAUCACGAGUUUGAUAUCAA
Messenger RNA from Cloeon dipterum, 678 nucleotides. RefSeq names its product negative cofactor 2beta (gene NC2beta). Gene Ontology annotation, biological process: negative regulation of transcription by RNA polymerase II; RNA polymerase II preinitiation complex assembly. Gene Ontology annotation, cellular component: negative cofactor 2 complex. NCBI's taxonomy places the organism in Eukaryota, Metazoa, Arthropoda, Insecta, Ephemeroptera, Baetidae. The transcript has 4 exons. Bases 143 to 646 code for a protein of 167 amino acids. Gene Ontology annotation, molecular function: RNA polymerase II general transcription initiation factor activity; TBP-class protein binding; protein heterodimerization activity. The record is from RefSeq and is a predicted model, not a curated record.